Messenger RNA from Botrytis sinoallii, 1398 nucleotides. RefSeq lists its product as uncharacterized. NCBI's taxonomy places the organism in Eukaryota, Fungi, Ascomycota, Leotiomycetes, Helotiales, Sclerotiniaceae. The transcript is spliced from 4 exons. The coding region runs from base 1 to 1398 and encodes 465 amino acids. The record is from RefSeq and is a predicted model, not a curated record.
AUGACCCCUUUACCUUUACCUCUCCCUUUCCCCCAAAGACACGCCCAAGCUUCACACCUCUCUUCCGCAUCUCCACUGCGUCAUUUCAGCCUCAAUCUGGUCUUAGCAAAAGAUUCCAUCCUGAUCAAUAGUUAUCAACCACCAUCACGUAAAUCAAGACUAAGACGACUACCGUUGAAUUUAGUGCGUCUACCUAUUUUAGAGGAAUUGGAUGGGAUGAGUACACUUUGGCCAAAAUUUGAUUUUGUCCUCAGAUUAAUAGAUCUCAACAACGUCCCUCUAACCAGUGGAACCGCAUACAUAAAAUGGCACAUCUCUUCCUCUGUUGCUUCCGAGCAUUCAGGACAAACCCCUCGCUCCCCCAUCAAAGAACAUAAAGUCCAUUGGGAUUACACUCGAUCCAUCCCCGUCCGUCUCACAAUCGAUAAAUCAAACCAUCUCUCCGAAUGUCUUAUCCAUUUCGAAGUCAUCCAAGAUUAUAAUUCUGGGGCUACCUCGAAAGGAGAACGAGUCACUCUAGGACACAUUACGUUGAAUUUGGCGGAAUAUGUGGAAGAGAGUGAAGUUGAGGGCGAGGAGGGAGUGGUGAGGAGAUAUCUAAUGCAGGAUAGUAAAAUCAAUAGUACGGCCAAGAUUGGGAUUAGUAUGCGACAGGUCGAAGGGGAGAGAAAUUUCGUCGCGCCAAUAUUGAAGAGUGCGCCUGUUUUCGGAGGGAUCGCGGGAAUUAUGAAGGGCGAGACGGGGGAUAAUGGUGAUGAUGUUUGUAAUAUGCCACAACUUCAAAAAUCCUCUGAUAAAUCCGAUCUUCACGAUAUGUAUCGACGCGCCCUCGCUGCCUCUUGGACUUGUUCUCCUGCCGAAAUGCCCGCAGAUGAAUGUGUCGAAGAUAUAUUCGCCGGCGGAGAUGGCUGGAAACGCGAUCCGGAUUCUUCCAAUUUCGAUCACAAUGAGUACAGUCGAGACAUGCCUCGCAUAGUACAAGAUGAUAGAGAGUUAAGCGCGAGUGGGGGAAGCGGAGAGGACUUGAGAAGACAUAGGAGAAGUCAUAGUGAUGCGAGUCAAAAGAGUAAUCUAACCACAUCAUCUUCUGUUCCUGGAGGUGGGAAAGUGAGAAGAGCAGAUGGGAGAGGUCAUCGAUAUAAAAGAAGUACCGAUACAACACGCAGUGGGGUUUCAUCAAGUGGAGGCAGGAGCGUGAGUGCACAGUCUGGACUCUCGAGCAUGGGGGAUAGAGAUGAUGAGAUUUCGAUUAUGGGGAGUGGAGAGAGGGGAAGACAGGGCAGAGGUCUGGGCCAUAUUCCGGGGAAUCAUCAUGGGUAUGUGAGGCCGAGGGAAGUGGAUGAGUUUGAUAUGAGAGAGGAUUUGGUGGCAUGGAAAUUACCCGGGGAGGUUUCUUAG